This is a messenger RNA of Bactrocera dorsalis (oriental fruit fly), 5475 nucleotides long. RefSeq lists its product as uncharacterized. NCBI's taxonomy places the organism in Eukaryota, Metazoa, Arthropoda, Insecta, Diptera, Tephritidae. The record is from RefSeq and is a predicted model, not a curated record. The transcript is spliced from 10 exons. The coding region runs from base 1753 to 4485 and encodes 910 amino acids.
UCUGCGUGGACAAUAAACCUGAAACCUACCGGUAAGGUGAGUUUAAUGGUUAUCGCGGAAUGCAAACAAGAAAUAGACAGAAUUCCUGAGAAGUCAAUUCCGGCCAAAACAAACAACAGUCUACACUCAAUAAGGCAGAAGUCUGACAACACAGCUGUUGCCUCAAGGCAUACCAUAUAUGCAAAGCACAAAGUCAAAAGCCGUUCGAAAAGUCACGGCAAUAUGCAGCAAAUGCCGUUUUCGUUCAACGUGCAUCGUGUGAAGAAAACUUAACGAAGUUAGGUGGCUAUUAAAGAGAGCACAAAUACUAGUGAGCAAAAGAGAGUUAAAGAAAGCGGACAAAGAGAGAGGGUUAGAAAUAUAAACAAAUUAAUAGUGAAGUAGAUGAAGAAGAGUUUCCAGAAAGCAGUCAAGCCAAGCUGAGUUGCAAUUUUGACAACUAGCGCGUUAUUGGCAACAAAAAAUACACAGAUUUCUAUUCACAGCUUCAUAUACGUAGCAGCUGAUGCACCAACAGCCAGCAAAAAUAUUAAAACCAGUCUUCCAGCGCCGGCUGUUAACUUGCCACAAUCUCUAUCUAUCACAAGAUAAUUACCUCAGCAGAGUGUUUGUUAUUUUUCUGUGACUGGCGCUGCUUUUAGGCCACAUAGCGUACCGCUGCAAAGAAGAAAAAUGCGCGCCAUGAUCUCUACACGUUCAGUUGCCGGAUGACAACGCAUGCGCACGCACACGCCAACGCUCCCUAGCAAACUAUACAAAAUAUAUGACGGCCUUAUAGGCAAGUAAGGAAUUCGAAAGCUCCAAGUGAAUAAUAACACUCAAUAAUAACAACAACCAGACAGCUGACAGUGACACUUUUACGCGCAGCGAUGUUAAUGUGUAAAACGAAAUGUGUUAAAUUGUGAAAGUCAAAGCCGACGCAAAAGUGACAAAAAUCAGUGAAGCACACUAAAUAUAACAAUAACAACAAAAUAACUAAAUAAAUGAAAACGAGCGCCCACCUUAUUAGCGCCAAGCUUAAACAGCAAGUGUCGGGGAAUUUUGCUUUUGUUGUUGUUUUGUAAAUUAUUAAUGACUUUGUACGCUUUAGGCUCACCUAGAAAGAUACCAAUUCGGCUGAAAUUCCGAGCGUAAACCGUACAAAAACGUAAAAAACACAAUAACCAAGAAUGUGCUAAUUGGCAGUUUCAAACCGUUUACGAUUUCUGCGCAAAAUAUUCAAUUUGUAAAAGUGCAAACGCCAAAAGAAAGUAACAAACACCGCCCGACAAUUUCAAGUGCUCGAAAGUGACAAUCGAUUGGUCGUUGAAUGGUUGGCAUAGAAAAGUGGGCACAACAAUAAGCAUUGGGUCUCACUCACAAUAGUUGAAAUAGUCGACUUAAGCGCGCACGUAGUGAAAUUGUUCGAAAAAGUGGGCAACAUUUUGACAUACUCACCCACAAUCGACGAGCGGGCCAUUGUGGUCCAAUCAAAGUUUGUUUACCCUCUUGUUUUUGUUUUUUAAGCUGCUGAUUUCUAAGCUUUUUUCAUGUAUUUUGGAGUGCAGCCGGAUAAUUGAGAAAAAAGUGACUACAUUAAUGGAAAAAUCGCAAGAAGUAGAAAGUUGUUAAACGUUGAAUUGUAACCAGCAAUAAAUAUUGCAAAAGAAGAAGUUCUACGAAACAAAAUACGUGAAAACAUUGAAUAAACAAUAACAACAAAUGCAACAAAGCCACAACCUACUACAGAAGUGAACGCAUCCACAACAACAAAUGCAGAAAAAACUGCGAGACUAUUACCACCAAGAAGGUUUGUUAGCAAACGCGAUGGUGAGAACCACCGAUUUGAAAAUAGAAACUACAGAAACAAAAAACAACGACACAUACCACAGAUCAAUCAUAUUGCCAAAUUGGAUGGAAAAACCACAAGUCGACAUCAGCAUGACCAACAGCAAACAUAGUCACACAGCAGCUGCGGCCGUGAUCAACCACAGACACUGCGUGCGAAAUCGGCACAGUAGGGCAACGCCAGCAAAUAACUCAAUUUUUCAAAGACCCUCUUCAGCACCAUCAGUCACACCGAGAAACUCUUUGCGUAUGCGAGCGAUGUUUAUGCUGCAAGGCUGUCACUUGUCCGACAAACUUCAUCCAUUUGCGUUGCUACUUGUCAUCCUGCUAUCCGUUGCAAGUGUGACGCCAACUGAAAGCAUGGACAUGUACGAAAGUACGACACCAAUGCAAUCGACUACGAGAGACAAUCACACAUUACCCUCCAACAACGAGCUUAGUAGCCCGUCAGUAGCAAUUAACACAAGCAAUUGGCAAGAGCUCGAUGCAACAACCAGCCACGACUAUAGUUGGCGCAAUCAAAGCCAAAUCAAUGGUAACAGUGAUGGUAGUGACAAUGCUGGCCGCAAAAAUGGCGGCGACUCGAUUUUCAUGCGUUUUGCAAAACGUUUCUCUACUGGCAAUGAAUUGUGGGAUGACAUUAUACGCGAUUGCUACCAGCAACCCACCGUCAGUUGUUUCCAGAAGAACGUCUUCACGUACUUGAACGGUGCGCUCGACGCACAUGAUGUAAAUAUAACGCAGCGCUUGAAAUUCUACCGCAAUCAAGUGGACUACGCGGAUAUGCAACAUGAGCCAACGGAAGCGGCCGCCGCGAAGGCUGGCAUGGAUGGAUCUUCGGAUGAGCAGAACUCAAUUAAAAUGCUGCUAUCCGAGGAAGAACAGUUACUCUCCAACGAGAUACCCCAUGAAGAAGGCCGGGCCACAAAAGCCCACACAGAGAGUGAGACAACUGAAACGCCCAUUGAAGAAGUUACCAACGCCCUCUACGGCAAAAGCGUAAAAUUCGCUAUGACACACGACUUGGAAAUUAAAUUGCCGGAGAUGAUGUUUGAUGGCGCCACAUUUCGCAUUUCUCCACGUUCAUUCGAAGGGAAUGGAAUUAUCGCAAAGCUGGAGUUGAUACCGAAACAGGAAGUGGAAGCCCGUUUGGCUGGCAAAAUAAUCAUGAAGAAGAUACAGAAAUUCUUACGCAGCAAAUUAUUACUAUCAUUUCUGGCGCUUGUGCUCAUUAUAAAAAUCAUCAAAAUCAAAUUGUUCUGGCUGUUGCCGUUGGUGAUAGGUGUCGGCGCUGCCAAGAAGUUGCUGCUCAAAUUCUUGCUAUUCCUCUUCCCCGCGCUGUCCCAUCUCUUCAAGCUGUGCUCCUACUAUCAACAGACAUAUCACUCCACCAAAUAUCAUCACCACCAUCAUCUUAUCGACCACCAUCAUACGGUUGUUCCAGCUUGGCAUGCACCCGAACACCAUUCCAUACCGGAAAUUAUUUACACUCAUCCUCCAAAGGGGCAUCCUUCUACAUAUUUGCACGGCGCGCCAAUUCACGAAAACUACGGCCCUUACUCAUUGGAACAUAAUGAGGGUAAUUGGGAAAAUUCUGGUCCGGGAUUGGGUUCAGAUUAUAUUGGCGAUAUAAAUCGGUCCGCACAAGUUGAUGAAAAUUCUAAUUAUUUUAAACCAAAUGCCAACAAGGAUGCCAAUGAAAUACUUGUUUGGGGUUUGGGUACCACACAGCCAACCAUUCCUCAACAACAACAACAAAGGUAUCGACCGGUAACACAGCAACAACCACCUACACAACAACAUCGACCGCCAUCACUUGUACAGCAACAAAAAUUGCAAUUACAACAGCAACAACAGCUAGUACAACAAAAACUGAAAACACAACAGAAACAACAGCAAACACAUAAUCUUCAGAAACCACACGCCACUAGUCACAGUUUUAAUCCAUUUUUGAAUGGUGAAAAUAAUUUGAAACAAAGCUUAUUUGCCACAAAAUUAAAAACUCCGGCACAAGCACAAUCCGCGCUAAAUCCAGUUUAUGCGCCCCCACCAGCGCCGUCAUCGCAUCCGCAGCAGCCAUCGGCAGAGGCAUUAACCGCAGCCGCACACAUUGCGGCUCAAUACGAUCCGGCACGUAAUAGUCUAGCACAACAACAACAAAAACAGGACCAGCUUAAACAGCAACAGCUACAGCAAUUACUAAAGCAACAGCAGCAACAAUUGUCGCCCGAAUUGGCCGCACAACUAAAAGAAGCCUUACGAAUCCAGGCGGAACAGCGUAUAAUAUCGCAACAACAACAAAUACUUGACAAACAGCCGUUUGUACAGGAUGGACAGCCAAUCAUGCCAAAGAACUAUGAUCCUUUUUACAGUCCAAUUCUUUUGAAAAUUGAUAAAAUUGUUGAACAACUCGGAGUUACAGAUGAUCUUUGUAAAGAGCGUCUUAUCUGUAGCAUGUAUAAGGAUCCAACGCGGUACAGCCCGCAUAGUAAUUUCGUAUCUGCGGAGCUGAGUCGCGAUACGAGUGAAUUGCAACCCGUGUCGAACCCGAACGGGGCCGUUGUGCGCUUCUACCGCUUCAUACAAGCCGCCCGUGAUGGACAGGAUCAAAGAGAUUGCCUACGCCUUUAUCCGCAGUGCAACAUUAAUACGGAAUGAGUUGCGCUUGGCAGCGAAGCGGAAAUGUGAAUGACACAAAAUCGAUACGUGGGGAUACUGAAGUGAAAGCUUCAAAGCACCUGCUUAUGCAUAGUGGGCAUUUGCAGCGUUUUAGGCGCAAAAAUGCCAAAACAGUAAAUUAACUAAAGGGCCCGCAGCUAACUUCGUAGCCACACCGAAUAAGUAAUCAACAAACACAAAUUGUAUAGCAAUUUAUCCCGCGGCGUUAAGCAGUCGAUAGAUUUUCAAUUUUUCUACUUUCGCCGUUGCUUUUGUAAAUAGGAUUAGUACAUAAGUCGAUUUAUUUAUUUGAUCGUUUAAUUAUUUUGUAUGUAGCUUAAUUACUAGUAUAUUUUAAGGACUAACCGUUACAAGCUUUGCUUGUUCUUUGAUAUUUAUUUGUUAAAAAAUAUACGGUUUCUAAUUUCUCUAGUGAAACUAAUUUUAAUACCGCUGUAAUUAUGCACCAACGACUACAUAUCAUGAUUAGACUCGAUGAAAGCUGCUGCUUAUUUUUCAAUUACGUCGCUUGUAGAAUUAGAAUUUACAUUGAAUAUAAGCUGGUUAUACAUGUAAAAUAACUUAUUAUAUUAUAUUUGAAAUAUUUAAAUUAAUUUUUCUGAAGUGGUUUAAAUGCCCACAGCAAGUCAGUUAUCGUCAUACGUAUAUAGAAAAUUUAGUCAAUUGUGAAUUAUGAAAAUUUUGUUCAUCUUGCAAGUGAUUGCAAGGUAAAUGAAUAUACAUAUAUUAUUACUGUUAUUUAAAUUAAUGUCAAUUAAGCAUGUUAAGAUUAGAUAAAAAUAUAAAGUGUAUACUAUAUGUAUAUAAUUAAACUUCAGUCGAUAAAUUAUUUAUUUUCUAUUUGUUAAUUUAUAAAAAGAUGUUUUUUAUUUAGCUAUAAUAUUGAUGGAAAGUCUUAAAUUACAAAUAUUAAUACAAGUAUGUAAUUAUUCAAAUAAAAAUAAAGACAAAUAUAUAAAAAUAAAAAAA